GGCUCCUCAUAAUAUGCAUGACCUUCUCUGGUGCUGCUUAUAGUCUGAGAUCGUUUCUCUCUAGCAACUGCGAUGAUAUCUCCCCAACUUCAAAGGUAUAAGAACGCGUUCCUCUGAUUUACAAGUUACCUACACCAGCAAUGGCUUUGAUCAAGAGUGUUCUUCUCAUCUCCUCUUCCCUUUCAGUUAGCGCUUGCCUCACACCUCCCAGUGUACCAAAUGAUGGGGAACGAGUCAAAGUGGGUCUGUUGGAGAAGAUCGGAAUCAACAUUGCACCUGCUCUAGGAAAGUCGAUGCUCAUCCUUAUAGCAUCAGCCGAAACUGCCACCAUUCUCGCCGCGCGGUACCCUUCUCUCUUCCCCGGAGGCACAGUCUCAGCCCUCGUGCGCGGCUCAACCCUCCCUUCGCUCCAGCCAGACGCAGUGUUCACCACUGGAGCACUCCUCGCAAUCGCAGGCAGUCAGCUUCGUCUGCUCUGCUUCCGCGUGCUCGGACGACACUUCACCUUCGAGCUCAGCGUGCGCAAGGACCACUCGCUCAUUACCUUGGGCCCGUACUCUGUCGUGCGUCACCCGAGCUACGCCGGCUGGCUGAUAGCGAUGGGAGGCAUUAUGGCCGCGUACUUCAGCCCUGGCUCGUGGCUCCGCACGUCAGGCUGGCUCGAUACCACAACAGGUCGUGUGUUGCUGGGAUUGUGGACUGUAAUGGCGGGAUACGGGACAGUGUCCAGUCUCGUGCGACCUGUGAUUGAGGAUCGGUUCUUGCGCGAGCAUUUUCGAGAGGAGUGGGAUCGAUAUGCUCAGAGGGUGAAGUGGAGGCUGGUCCCUGGUAUUUUCUAGAUAUCAUUGAACAAUCCGGCAAAGUUUUUGCCUUUAUAUCUGUCGCAUGUCUCAUAACUCUAUGGCGCUGUGUGGCUACCCUGGCAUCGAUUCGAAUAGACAUACUGGCGGUGUGGACUAUUUAUUUUACCAUUAACCAUUCACGUUAUUGCUCAAGGGGAGGAUAACUCAAACGAACUACCUAUCCUAUGAAGCCGCUUCCGCAAUCUCAUCCACAAACUUGACAAUCUCCCCCGGAAAAGUAAUGAACGGUGUAUGACCGCUCUUGAGUGUCUUCUCCACCACGACGACUCCACUUUUGACGAGGACAUCUCGCACACCAGUUUUCUGGCAAUGCUCGUACGGCCAAGCAUUGUCAUCCGUGCAGAGCACGUACGUCACGGGGUAAUGCCUGUACGCAGCGUACGUAGUCGGAUCGGUGGCUGGUUUGACGGAGCCGCGAGCCAGCUUCUGAACGUACUGGCCCCACUCGCGCUCGUCUUCGGGCACGUCAUUG
This is a messenger RNA of Coniophora puteana RWD-64-598 SS2, 1335 nucleotides long. RefSeq lists its product as uncharacterized. Gene Ontology annotation, cellular component: membrane. Gene Ontology annotation, molecular function: protein C-terminal S-isoprenylcysteine carboxyl O-methyltransferase activity. NCBI's taxonomy places the organism in Eukaryota, Fungi, Basidiomycota, Agaricomycetes, Boletales, Coniophoraceae. The record is from RefSeq and is a predicted model, not a curated record. Bases 141 to 839 code for a protein of 232 amino acids. Gene Ontology annotation, biological process: C-terminal protein methylation. The transcript has 2 exons.